GAACGGACGCGUCUUGUGCCACCGGCCUCGCCCGUGUCGCACAGGAGGCGCUCUCGCCCUGCAUCGCGCAUGCACAGCAGGAGAGGUUCCAUGACAGAGGAACCAAAUGAGAGGACCUCGUUGCUCGGCGCCUCUCGGCCUCGUGUCAGGAUCUCGAGCGAGGUCCAGUCGCCUCGCACGCCACGCCUGCCACUGUCUGCGUCCCACAGCUUCCUAGGCAGCAACCCCUCGACCAAACACCACUUCCGAGGAGAGUCCUGGAGCUCGCGGUUAAUACAGGCACUCUCUCAACACCAAGAUUCCCUGACCGAGUCCAAGGGAUCCAUUGUUCCCGACGACCGUGUGUGGUACGAUCAAUUUACAUCCACCGACUGGGUCCACGACAGCAUCGCCGAUGCCUACAGGGCCAAAGCCUUGAGGAGCCGGAAGGACUUCUGGGGCCGCUUAUAUCUUGCUUUCGACGGUGCGCAAGGCUGGAUCCUCUCGGCCCUGGUCGGCUUCAUCGUCGCCGUCCUAGCCUAUUGCAUCAACGUCACCGAACAGGUCGUUUUCGACUGGAAGGAUGGCUAUUGUGCCAAGGGCUGGUAUUUGAGCGAGAGGCGGUGUUGCCCUCUAGGCGACUGCACCGACUGGGUGUCUUGGUCCGACGUUACCAAGCAGCUACCCCUUGAUGACAAGUGGAGGGAGUUUGUGGUCUAUGUGUUUGGGGUGAAUGCCCUCGCCAUCGUCGCCUGCCUCCUGACGCUCCUGACCAAGACCGUCGUCCCUUCAGCAUACCGACUGGGCACACUAGACGAGAACCUAGCAGCUCCACCUGUGAUCUUUGCCGAUACCGAUCCCCAGGAGGAGAAUGGGGAGGCCAGCCCCCCACAACAUCAUCAACAACAAUUACAGCAGCAGCAGCAACAACAACAACAGCAGACCGCUGAGGCUGAUGCUUCCUCACCACCGAUGAUCUACUACUCCGCUGCUGGUAGUGGAGUUGCUGAAGUACGCGUUAUUCUUAGUGGUUUCGUUCUCCACGGGUUCUUGGGCUUGAAAACCCUCGUCAUCAAGUCCGUGGGCCUGGUGCUCAGUGUGGCCUCGGGUCUCAGCCUCGGCAAGGAGGGUCCCUACGUGCACAUUGCGACUUGUGUUGGCAACAUUGCAUGCCGACUGUUUGAGAAGUACGACCGGAACGAUGGCAAGAGGCGAGAAGUACUUUCGGCCGCUGCAGCCGCCGGUGUCGCAGUUGCCUUUGGUGCCCCUCUCGGAGGUGUGCUCUUUGGCCUGGAGGAGGUGGCUUAUUUCUUCCCGGCAAAGACGCUCUUCCGGACCUUCUUUUGCUGCAUCAUUGCCGCGCUCAGCCUCAAGUUCCUCAACCCUUAUGGCACGCACAAGAUUGUCAUGUUCCAGGUGCACUACGCUACUGAUUGGGAGUACUUUGAGCUCUUCAGCUUCAUCGUCGUCGGGUUCGUCGGCGGGUCGCUGGGUGCAUUGUUCAUCAAGGCCUCGCGCUACUGGGCCAAGAGCUUCAGGAAGAUCCCGGCCAUCAAGCAGUACCCGAUGGUUGAGGUCAUCUUGGUCGCGCUGGCCACCGGCUUGUUGUCGUACUGGAACGGCCUGGUCAAGCUGCCGGUCGCAAAGCUCAUGUACAACCUCGCUGCUCCUUGCGAUUCCAGCGAGACGAGCAUGGACGAGGCUGUCUUGUGUCCAGAGGCGCGGGACGACAUCCCCCCAAUCCUCCUGAAUCUACUGGUCGCUUUCUUGAUCAAGGGAGCCUUGACAGUCAUCACCUUUGGCAUUAAAGUUCCUGCCGGUAUCUACGUUCCGUCCAUGGUGGUAGGCGGUCUCGUGGGCCGGCUGAUCGGGCACACUGUGCAGUGGCUUGUUUUCACCUUCAACGAGUGGCCUGUGUGGGAUCGCUGCUCCAGGAUAGGAGAGGCCACAUGUAUCCAGCCUGGCGUGUAUGCGCUGAUUGCAGCCGGCUCUACCAUGUGUGGUGUGACCCGAUUAUCCCUCACCUUGGCAGUCAUCCUGUUUGAGCUCACGGGCAGUCUCGACUAUGUGCUCCCAUUCUCUCUGGCUAUCCUCGUGGCCAAGUGGACGUCGGACUUUAUCGAGCCAGUCAGCAUUUAUGAUCUCUUGACGGAGCUGAAUUCGUAUCCCUUCCUCAACAACAAGCACAAGCCCAUCUUCACAUCUGAUCUGGCAGACAUUGUGCCUCGUGUGCGGCGCGAGAGGGUGAUCGACAUCACGCACUCCCCACUGGUUUCAGCGGCGAGCCUCCGGCGGAAGCUCGAGCGGCUCCAUGCGGCGGGCGAGAUCGAUGGUGGCCUUCCUAUUCUGCGGGACGGGAUCCUGGUGGGCCUGAUUCCGGCACCUGAUCUGGAGUUUGCGCUCGACCAGCUCACCGAUGAGAGCUCGGACCUCUGCCUGAUGGCCAAUGUGCCAUCCAUCGAUGACUCGGAUGACGGGAACGUCGACCCCACCGACUUUACAAGAUAUAUCGACCCUGCACCCGUGGCCCUCGAUAUACACUCGUCCAUGGACCUCGUCUACGAAUGCUUUGUGAAACUUGGUCUGCGGUACAUUUGCGUCCUCCGUGAAGGCAAGUACGCCGGCAUGACGCACAAGAAGACGUUUGUCAAGUACAUGAGGGAGUUGGAGCAUGAAGAGGCCUCGUAGAAGAUGUCGGCAGAGAGCAAUCUCACAAGCCAGAGUGGUGGGUUGUGUGCUUCAUUUCCAUGUCUGUUUACUUUAUGUCUGUUUGUAUUGCAUGGCUCAUUUUCCUUUUGUUCUUUUUCUUUGGAUUCCUCAUUGCAUGCCUCCUGGGAUAAGGUUGGGCGGUCGGCAGCAUUUUUGUCUUGAUUAGAUUGGAUCUUUCUAUUUACCAUCUAUGCUUUCACAUUCAGCGAAGCAGGUAGUUGGCUGGUCAACACAGGUCUUAGCUGGUCAGCAAAAGAUAAAUGAAUUUUAGU
Cryphonectria parasitica EP155 is the source of this 2960-nucleotide messenger RNA. RefSeq lists its product as uncharacterized. Bases 70 to 2667 code for a protein of 865 amino acids. The record is from RefSeq and is a predicted model, not a curated record. NCBI's taxonomy places the organism in Eukaryota, Fungi, Ascomycota, Sordariomycetes, Diaporthales, Cryphonectriaceae. Gene Ontology annotation, cellular component: membrane; Golgi apparatus; early endosome. Gene Ontology annotation, molecular function: voltage-gated chloride channel activity. Gene Ontology annotation, biological process: chloride transport; transmembrane transport. The transcript has 5 exons.